This is a messenger RNA of Meriones unguiculatus (Mongolian gerbil), 1369 nucleotides long. It is a transcript of the gene Mettl5, whose product is annotated as methyltransferase 5, N6-adenosine. Gene Ontology annotation, molecular function: nucleic acid binding; rRNA (adenine-N6-)-methyltransferase activity. NCBI's taxonomy places the organism in Eukaryota, Metazoa, Chordata, Mammalia, Rodentia, Muridae. The transcript has 6 exons. The record is from RefSeq and is a predicted model, not a curated record. Gene Ontology annotation, biological process: rRNA methylation. The coding region runs from base 266 to 919 and encodes 217 amino acids.
GCGCGUGCGCAUCGGCACUUCCGGCGCGGCGGGGAUAGCCCGCGAGGGUCGACUAGUCUAGGCACCUCGGCGUGCGUUCCGGACUCUCCUAGGUGCCCCGGGCGGGCGGCAGGCCACGCGGGCUUGUGGGGCGUCCCUCGCUGAAUCCUAAAUAGUCUGCCCCGCCCACCCCUGCACCGCUGGACAGUUUCGGGUAGGCAGACAUUCCGGCAGGCCCUGUGCUAUGAAGUCCUGGGAGCCCAAACUUUAAAAUAAGGUGAAAACGAUGAAGAAGUUAAGGCUUAAGGAACUGGAGAGUCGCCUGCAAGAAGUGGAUGGAUUCGAAAAGCCCAAGUUACUUCUAGAACAGUAUCCCACCAGGCCGCACAUUGCAGCAUGCAUGCUCUAUACAAUCCAUAAUACGUAUGAUGACAUUGAAAAUAAAGUGGUUGCAGAUCUCGGAUGUGGUUGUGGAGUGCUUAGCAUCGGGACUGCAAUGUUAGGAGCAGGGUUGUGUGUUGGAUUUGACGUAGAUGAAGAUGCACUGGAAAUAUUUAAUAGGAAUGUGAAAGAGUUUGAGUUAACAAAUGUUGAUAUGAUUCAGUGUGAUGUAUAUGCAUUAUCUAACAGAAUGUCCAAGUUAUUUGAUACAGUAAUUAUGAAUCCUCCCUUUGGGACCAAAAAUAAUAAAGGGACAGAUAUGGUUUUUCUGAAGACUGCAUUGGGAAUGGCAAGGACAGCAGUAUAUUCUUUGCACAAAUCAUCAACUAGAGAACAUAUUCAGAAGAAAGCUACAGAAUGGAAAGUCAAGAUAGAAAUUAUUGCAGAGCUUCGCUAUGACCUGCCAGCAUUGUACAACUUCCAUAAAAAGAAAUCAGUAAGUUUCCCAAUUGUGGCCUGUGUACAUUCUGUAUUCAAAAGCUUUGCAAGUCAUUCCUAGUCUUACCAAGUUGCAUGGGUAAAUAAAAGUCAGCCUGAGAGAGUUAAAUUAACUAUAGGAAGGGCCCAUACUUACUGCAGUCAAUAUUCUAGUUGCAGUUCUUUAUGAAAAGUUUUAAGAGCAAAAAGAAAAAGGAAGAAAUCAACUGUUGACUAUUUUUAUACAGUAUAUAUUUUACAAGUCUGUACUAAUACAUUCUCAUAUUACAAAGGCAAUUAAGAGGAAGAAUCUUCCUUUUCAUAUUUGAAUCAUCCAAACACAAACAGAACUAUACAUUUUAAAAAACUUCCAUUUGGAUAACAACAAAAAGAAGACAAGUAAAAUGAAAUAUUUUCCUUUUAUACAGGUGGACAUUGAAGUGGACCUAAUUCGCUUUUCUUUUUAAAAGCUUCCGAGGACAAAAAGCAGCUUAAAAUCUAACUAAGAUGAAUAAAAAUGUUGCUUACUAAA